AUCCCGGUGGAGCAGAUGAGCAAGGACGAGCGGCUGGCGGCGCAGAACGAGUGCCAGGUCCUCAAGCUGCUCAGCCACCCCAACGUCAUCGAGUACUACGAGAACUUCCUGGAGGACAAGGCGCUCAUGAUCGCCAUGGAGUACGCCCCAGGGGGCACGCUGGCGGAGUUUAUUCAUAAGCGCUGCAACUCCUUGCUGGAUGAGGAUACCAUCCUGCACUUCUUCGUGCAGAUCCUCCUGGCUCUCCACCACGUGCACACCAAGCAGAUCCUGCACCGUGACCUGAAGACUCAGAACAUCCUCUUGGACAAGCAUCGCAUGAUUGUCAAGAUCGGAGACUUUGGUAUCUCCAAAAUCUUGAGCAGCAAGAGUAAAGCCUACACGGUUGUGGGAACUCCGUGCUACAUCUCCCCAGAGCUCUGUGAAGGGAAGCCUUACAACCAGAAGAGUGAUAUUUGGGCUUUGGGCUGUGUGCUGUACGAACUCGCCAGCCUCAAGAGGGCUUUCGAAGCUGCGAAUCUUCCUGCCUUGGUACUGAAGAUCAUGAGUGGGACGUUUGCCCCAAUAUCAGAUAGAUACAGCCCCGACCUGCGCCAGCUCAUCCUUAGCAUGCUGAACCUGGAUCCUUCCAAGCGGCCCCAGCUGAAUGAGAUCAUGGCCCAGGCCAUCUGCAUUCGGCCCCUUCUGAACCUCUACACUGAUGUGGGCAGUGUCAAAAUGAGAAGGCCUGAAAAACCCUUGGCUCCGGUGCCGACAGUGACCCACAGCCGGAACGGGGGACGAGUGAGCAGUGCCAGGCCGAGGGGUGUUCGAGGUGGUUCAGCCAGGACGGGAAUCCCUCCUCCGCUGUCGUCCAUCUACACCUGGGGGAGCGGGAUCACCACCCCCCUCCGCCUGCCCAUGCUUAACACCGAAGUGGUGCAGGUGUCUGCCGGCAGGACGCAGAAGGCCGGGGUCACCAAAUCGGGGCGGCUCAUCCUGUGGGAGGCUCCCCCGAUGGGUGCUGCGGGAGGCCCUUCUCUCCCAGGAGCCACCGAGCAGCUCCAGCCUCAGUUUGUGUCCCGCUUUCUGGAGGGCCAGUCUGGCGUGACCAUCAAACACGUGUCCUGCGGUGAUCUCUUCACAGCCUGCCUCACAGACAGGGGGAUAAUCAUGACUUUCGGCAGCGGCAGCAAUGGCUGUUUGGGGCACGGAAACUUCACGGACGUAAGCCAGCCCAAGAUCGUGGAGGCCCUGCUGGGCUACGAGAUGGUGCAGGUGGCCUGUGGUGCGUCUCACGUCCUGGCGGUUUCCAACGAACGGGAAGUGUUUGCCUGGGGCAGGGGGGAUAAUGGUCGGCUUGGGCUGGGUACCCUGGAGUGCCACAACUCCCCCCAGCAGGUCGCAGUCCCACCGGACCACGAGGCUCAGAGGGUCAUCUGCGGCAUCGAUUCCUCCAUGGUCCUCACAGUGAAGAACCAGAUCCUCGCUUGUGGGAGCAACAGGUGUAACAAGCUGGGCCUAGAUCGGAUCAGCUCAGCAGAGGAGCCUUCCUCAGAGGACCAGGUGGAAGAGGCCACCAUGUUCAUGUGUGCCCAGUCGUCCCCCUUGAACCAAGAGCCGAUUGUGUGUGCUGACAUCGGUACAGCGCACUCAGCUGCAGUCACAGCUUCUGGCCAGUGUUACACCUUUGGGAGCAACCAGCACGGGCAGCUGGGCACCAACUCCUGCCGCAACAGCCGCGUACCCCACCUGGUUGUGGGGCUCCAGGCGAUGAAGGUCACCGUGGUGGCUUGUGGGGAUGCCUUCACUGUGGCUAUCGGAGCAGACGGCGAGGUGUGCACUUGGGGGAAAGGAGCCAGGGGACGCCUGGGCAGGAAGGACGAGGAAACGGGAGCGCCGAGACCUGUGCAGCUGGAGGAGACGCAUCCAUACCUGGUGACCUCCGUAGCCUGCUGCCACGGGAACACACUGCUGGCAGUAAAGCCUGCCGUGGAAGAGUCACCCUCCCAGUGA
Aptenodytes forsteri (emperor penguin) is the source of this 1995-nucleotide messenger RNA. RefSeq names its product NIMA related kinase 8 (gene NEK8). Lineage: Eukaryota; Metazoa; Chordata; Aves; Sphenisciformes; Spheniscidae. Bases 16 to 1995 code for a protein of 659 amino acids. The record is from RefSeq and is a predicted model, not a curated record. Gene Ontology annotation, molecular function: protein kinase activity; ATP binding. Gene Ontology annotation, biological process: protein phosphorylation. The transcript is spliced from 14 exons.